Messenger RNA from Ceratotherium simum simum (southern white rhinoceros), 681 nucleotides. The record is from RefSeq and is a predicted model, not a curated record. NCBI's taxonomy places the organism in Eukaryota, Metazoa, Chordata, Mammalia, Perissodactyla, Rhinocerotidae.
AUGGUUCUUUUCUUUUCCCAAAAAGAAACAGAGAAAGAGAGAGAAGCGUACCGUCAGAGAACAGCUGCGUUCCAGCAGGAUCUUGAAGCUAACUACCAUGCCAUGAUCUCAGAGAAUCGGCGUGCUGUUGCUCAGCUGUCUUUGGAACUUGAAAAGGAACAAAACAGAACGACUAGUUACCGAGAAGCCCUUAUCUCUCAGGGGUGCAGGUUGGUAGAAGAAAAGAAGCUGCUGGAACAGGAACGGGCUCAGGUCAUGCAAGAAAAGAGACAGUUGCAGCCCUUGAGAAAUGCAUAUCUGAGCUGCCUGGAAAAGGAAGAAGACUGGCAAAGGAGAGCCAGGCUUCUGCUGAAAGAGUUUGAAGAUGCUCUGACAGAAAGACAGAAUAUCUACUGCAGUCUGAUUCUCCCUCGCAACAAGAGACUAAAAAUAGAGAAGAGCUUGCUGGUUCGAGCAUCCACUGACCCCGUUGCUGCUGACCUAGAGAUGGCAGCUGGCUUGACUGACAUAUUUAAGCAUGACACAUACUGUGGUGAUGUCUGGAAUACCAACAAAUGCCAGAAUGGGCGACUCAUGUGGCUGCAUCUCAGAUACUGGGAAGUGAUUGUUGAACUGAAGAAGUUUAAGACAGUAGAGAAAGCCAUACUAGAAAAGUAAGAGAAGACUGGAAUAAAACUUCUU